GGGGAGACUAGUAACUUGGUCUCGGAGGGGAUGUUUAAAAGCUUUAAUAUCAGAUCUGCGCUUGGAUAGGGCUAGGACUGACGUGUUGUGCGUAACGUUGCUGCUAAUGCUAAAGUCUAGUUUUUGUCUCAAGUCGCUAUUUAAUAAUACAUGAUAGGAUAGAAUUCUUCGAAAGAACCUCGAUGGAGAAAAAUGUUAUGCAGUUUUCCCUGGUGAUUGUUGUGUUUGUGCUAACGUGCACAGGCGGACACUCAAAAGCGCUGACACCGCAAGGAAAUGACGCCCCUCCAAAGUUCCUGAGUGAGCUGUACCAUCUGAUGCUGGAGGAGUCCGAUGAGGACAGCAGCGAAUGUACCGGAACAUUUGACUGCGAGUCAGCUGGGCUGGGGUUCCACCGCGACCCGCACGACUGUUCGGCGUUCUACAUGUGCGUGCACGGCCGGCCGUCCUGCCACAAGACCUGCCCCUGGGGACUGCACUUCGACACCAGGUACAACAUCUGCAACUGGCCCUGGGCGCUGCAGACAACGUGCGGCAACAACGGUGAGGGUGACGCCACUGGCACACGUUCAGACGCGCCGACAUGCGGCCUGCCGGCCAUGCGGUCCGUGCUGAGCUACCAGCCCGCCCGGCCGAAGAUCGUGGGCGGGCACGAGGCGGUGGCGGGCAGCUGGCCCUGGAUGGUCACCAUACAGCUGCGGCCUUUCGAGAACAGCCACCUCUGCGGGGGCACGCUCAUCUCGGACCUCUGGAUCCUGUCCGCCGCUCACUGCUUCUUUAGACAGCCCGAUCCCAUGGUGUAUGAGGCGUAUCUGGGGAAACACUCCAUCAGAACGGAAGAAUCCUACCAACAGAGGAUUGAAAUAGCUGAAAUCAUCCUCCACGAAGAUUUUGAGCCGGCGGCAUUUAGGAACGACAUCGCUCUGCUCCGUCUGGCCGAGCCUGCGCACCUGAACCAUCGCGUGUCACCUGCCUGUCUACCUGAGGAUGACGUCAAGGUGGGCCCUGGCUCCACCUGCGUUAUCACGGGAUGGGGAGACACGGAGGAGCCGGAGACAGCCUCUGACGUGUUAGCUCUCUUUUCGGACGUGCUUCUGGAGGCGGAAGUGCCCAUAGUGUCCCAUUGGACGUGUCGACACCAACUUCCGGGUUAUAGCGUGGAUCGCACCACCCAGGUGUGCGCUGGAUACACGGAGGGCGGAGUGGACACCUGCCAGGGCGAUUCCGGCGGCCCGCUGAUGUGCGAGUCACGUGACGGGCACUGGUUUCUGUACGGCAUCACCAGUUACGGGGAGGGUUGUGCGCAGCCGCGAAACCCGGCCGUCUACACCAAGGUUCCCGCCAUGGUCGCCUGGAUCCGGGAACACACGGGGGACAGCAGCGCCACCUACAUCCCGCGAGCGGUACCACAGGCAGGGAGCACUGUGUAAUCGUUAUUGCGUAACGAACUAACAAACUAACAAACAAGCAAAUGUGAAUUGUUUGCGCAUCUUGUGUUCUACUGGAAACAUUUCUGUAAACAUAUCAAUGCAUAAUCACUCCAGACUAAAAUCUUACUUUGUAUAAUAACUAGGACUUUGACUCAUGAUGUCACUUCGACUACUUCACAAGAGAGUAAGAUCGGAUGGGCACCAAUGUCAAUGAUUAGUACUACAUGUAACUUGCUGUGUAAUUGCUAGCUUACCAUACCUUGCUAACAAGAAAACACUUGAUUGUCCAUAAAGGUCCAAUGGAAAAGUAAUGAUUUAUGUUAAAAGAUGAUGAUGUCACGAUCGCACCCAUUAUCAAUUCAUCAACCUGAAAGUCCAAAGAUCAUCGUCGUUAUCCACCAUCCUUUGAAGAAUUCUUGAAUGAAUGAAUAAAUAAAUUCUGGAGUGAAUGAAUGAA
Branchiostoma floridae (Florida lancelet) is the source of this 1887-nucleotide messenger RNA. RefSeq names its product serine protease 30-like. The record is from RefSeq and is a predicted model, not a curated record. Gene Ontology annotation, molecular function: chitin binding; serine-type endopeptidase activity. Gene Ontology annotation, cellular component: extracellular region. Gene Ontology annotation, biological process: proteolysis. NCBI's taxonomy places the organism in Eukaryota, Metazoa, Chordata, Leptocardii, Amphioxiformes, Branchiostomatidae. Bases 183 to 1430 code for a protein of 415 amino acids. The transcript is spliced from 8 exons.